UUCAGCAGUGCUCUUGCUGUCAAUGGAGCUGCCAGAUGGAGUCUCCUUCAGGCUGUUAUUUCGAGCACUUCGCCGGGAACGAUAAAAGCCUCACUGAAUGCCUGGGCCCGUGGAUUCUUGGAUGUGAGCCAGCCGAAUGGUCAGACUAUUGCUCUGUAUAUGAGUGGUUUGCUCGAGUUCUUAGUGGAUGGUAAACGGCACUUUGGUGGCGAUUUUUACAGCUAUCGCAGAGCCCCCGUUAUCUUACACCUAUCUCAAGGCCAACAUACAUUGGAUAUGAGGUUGACGCGCGAUGUUAGGGCUCUGGGUGCAGCUGAUGAACCUAUAAUUGGGGUCGACGUUGAAGCCGAAGAGCGCCAGAUGUCUUUGAACAUCGACUCAGAGAGCCUCUUGGUAUCUGACAUCACUCAGGGAAGGCUUGGAAAUGGCUGGGCGUCGAUUGAUGUCCAGAACAAUCUAGCUGAGUGGGUUGAAAUUGUCUCUCUUAGUUCGCCCGAUGUUAGUUUGUGA
Messenger RNA from Aspergillus glaucus CBS 516.65, 510 nucleotides. RefSeq lists its product as uncharacterized. Lineage: Eukaryota; Fungi; Ascomycota; Eurotiomycetes; Eurotiales; Aspergillaceae. The annotation marks the transcript as partial. The record is from RefSeq and is a predicted model, not a curated record. The transcript has 2 exons.